This is a messenger RNA of Syngnathus acus (greater pipefish), 1604 nucleotides long. RefSeq lists its product as uncharacterized. The record is from RefSeq and is a predicted model, not a curated record. Bases 64 to 1206 code for a protein of 380 amino acids. Lineage: Eukaryota; Metazoa; Chordata; Actinopteri; Syngnathiformes; Syngnathidae. The transcript is spliced from 2 exons.
CUUAUUUCGCCAUAUUUUUAUUUUAUUUUUAUUCCUCGUUGGUGAUUUUUUUGAUAAUCCGAUAUGAAGCCCAUUAGUCGUCGUUUUUCUGCUUUCUAUAACCAUCUAGCCAAAUCCAUGGAACCUUUAAAGAACCGAGACGUCCAUCCUGCAUCGACUCUAUUUGGUGAGAAUCAAUCCAGACCAGAAAUGCUUCAUCAAUAUCAACCACAGGCCUGUAAAGGUCAAAACUCCAAUAAUCCUCGCUCCUCGUCAUCGUUGUCGAGCAAGAAGUUUGAUCAAGAUGGCAACUAUAAUUUUGUGACAAGCAAUGGAAGAGGAAGAGGAGAUGAAAACCAAAACCCUCCGCGCCCGAGUAAACUGGGUCCUCUGAGUCCCGAUUUAAGAAGUUCAUCCUCCCACAGCAGCUCCGGGCUCUUGUCACCUCGCUCCCGCAUGCCAAGCUGGAGCACGCUGGAGCCGCUUCCCGAAAUCGAAUAUGGUGAUGACAGCCAUGGCCGAGUGCCUCCUGAUGGAGCUGAGGAAAGGAGGAUGGUGGAAGAGGAGGGACAGGUGAUGGCCAAGCAUAGGGAGAAGAUGGAGCUCCAGAGAAGAAAAAGUAGCAACCGAGGCAGGGAUGAUAUGGAGGAGUUGAUGAAGCUUGAAAAUGACGACGAGUGGGGGGACAGCGGUUCCGAGUCGGACUCUGGUGGGAGCAUGUCGUCCGUUCGAUUAGAGAAAGGAAGCAACUGGUUAGCUUCAGGAGGUUUGGAGCGUAUGUCGUUCGGGGAACAAAAACCGACCCAGCACGAUUUUGAGCCCACCAGAAGCAACUGUAGAGAAUCAUCAGGAAAACGGAGAAGCUUAAACCGCAGCUCCAUGUCGGGCAGUCACCUCGGAAACCUCCUGGAGGAAGGAGCGGAGGAGAAGCACGACCAGUCGUCGGAUUCUGACGGCGAGCUUCCUGAAAUGAUGGACGCCGUGUGGACGCUGCGGGACCGCGAGAGGUUCAAGGCCCAGGAGAUGGAGAAGCACCAGGUGCAGCUGACCAUGUAUCGGCGUCUGGCUCUCAUCCGCUGGCUUCGCACUCUGCAAGGCCGCAUUGAGGAGCAGCAGAACCGCCUGCAGUCCAGCUUUGACAUCAUCCUGACGCACAGGAAAGAACUGCUCCGUAUGGGUGCCGCUGUGGUCAACGCCGCGCCGCCUGCAGCCGUGGGACAGUCAUAGGAGCACGAAUAAAAAACAAUAUAUUUAUUUCUGAGCUAAAAAAAAAUCCAAGAAAAUUAUUAGCAAGCAACAACUGGAUUAGGAAAGCAGUUUUGUUAGCAAUUAUCACUUGGACUAAAGGGGAAAUUCCUCGAUAAAAAUAAAAGUAUCAUUAAUUAGCACAAAUAUGUAUUUCCUUCUACUUGCACUUUGAAAAUGAUAGUUGACCUUGUUUUUUUUACCUAGAGAUUAAGACAAUCUAGAGUUGAUCCGUUUUGUGUUUUUUAUCUACCGAAGCAAAGUCGUAAAAAACAUUCAAUGUCUUUAUGUUGUAAGUCAAUGUGAUUGUCCAAAAAAAUAAGAAUAACUUGAUUGUGUGUAAUUAUCGUAAAAAUGUCAUUAAAUACAAUAUCAAAAUA